AUGAGCGAUUCCUCAGAAGACGACCAACCCUUCAACCUUCGCGACUACGACGACGAAGAGUCUGACGAUGAGCGACCACAUAAGAGACGGAAAACAACAAAGAUUCUGCGGAGUCGAGGGCUAGGGUUUGUCAAAUCUACCGGUCAAGAAGAGGGGCAAGACGGUGCAGAAGACAAGGACGAUGAACAUGAAGAACAAGACGUUGACGAUGAAAGACCCUCCAUGGGCAUGGGCAUGGGCAUGGGCAUGGGUGGAUUCCGAAGCUCGUUCAAUAUAGGCGAAUACAACGACGAGGAAGCAGAGCCAGAAAGAGCCACGCCGCCGGCGGACAUGUCUCCCCAAAGGCAGUCAGAGAAGACGCGCCGCAUGGGCCCUUCAGCGUUCGGUGUCGGCGGACGCAUGAACAAGAACUCCUUUGCGGCGCGAAUGAUGGCCAAACAAGGCUAUGUCGAAGGCCAAGGUCUAGGAAAAUCGGGUCAGGGGAUCACAGCACCUAUCCAGGCCAAAGUGCUGCAGAGUCGGGCGGGCCUGGGUCAGGGAAGCGGAACGCCCGAUCCUCCUCGCAGAAGACAAGACGGAGGAAAAGAAAAGACGUCUUCCAAAGCCUCGACGCCCGGCACCAGCACACCACGGAUCAGGGCCCCCCCCAAGGCCAAAUAUGCCGUGGCAGCGAUCGAGUCGAGGGGUCUCCACGUCCCCGAAGCCAUGAAGCAAAUUAUUGUCGAUGCCACGGGAGCUGAAACCAAGACCGUGACCUCUUUAUCAGGCUUCUCAACUCCGACCAGAGAAGCCUCGCCGUCACCUGCUCUCGAAGCGGCAAAAGCCACAUCCCGGAUCAAGCUCCAAUUGCAGGCCUUUGCCGACGCGUGGGACUCGACCAAGGACCAGGAAAGUCAUCUCGAGCAGGAGGAAAUCCAGCUGGGCGCCGCACUGGCAUUGCAUGAGGAAGAGAUCCAACGCUACAACGACAUCAUCUCCGCCUUUGAGCGAGUUAACGUGGACGACUCGAAUGAGCCCCGCGACUGGGACGCCUGCAUCUCUCGCUUGCAAGAGAUUCAAGUUCGCUCAUCCCUCUACAUCACGGAGCUUUCACUCCCCGAAAUUACCGCUUCCUGCCUCGAAACACCCUUCCGGCGCGAGAUGGUGGAUUGGGAUCCUCUGUCUGAGCCUACUCACCUAAUAGACUCCCUGAAGUCGAUCGAGCAGCUCCUGGAGAUUGAAAAGUCAAAGUCCUCCCGCCACCGCAAACGAACGACAUACUUUGAGUCGUUGCUCUUGUUGCACUGGUACCCGCGCAUCCGUACGGCGUUGUCCAAGGAAUGGAACAUCUACGAUCCAGACCCGGCGUAUAAUUUGAUCGACGCCUGGACGCCACUCCUCCCUCCUUUUCUCAUCUACAAGAUCCUGCAUGAGGCGGUGAUCCCACGAUUAAUCGAGGCCGUCAAACGAUUCCCCAAGACGCUGGACUCAGGCACGUCUGGUGCGGAUCGAAGCAAGAAGUCUAGCAGAGCUCCGGACAUGCACACCUGGCUCUUCGACUGGUGGACCCUCAUCUCUUCGGAGAGCCUCGACCUCGAGCGUUUCCCCGAACUCAAGUCCCUGGUCAAGUCCAAAGUCGACGCCGACUCGUGGGCGCACUGGAAGCCGCUGCUCGGGUCGAGGAAACCCAAGCUGCUCCCGUCAGCAGCCACACCGACCACACAACACACCGCCGCGUCCACCACGGCCGGGCUCGACGAGGCCAUGGAGGAGAUGACGUUCCGAUCGCUCGUCGAGGACUGGUGCUCUGAGCACAACCUCCUGCUGCAGACGUCGCACAAAUCCGACGCCUUCGGUCGCCUGCUCUACCGGCUGCAGGACGCCGAGCGGCGCAAUCGCGGCAUCCUGGUGUAUUUACAGGACGACGUCGUGUUCGGGGCUGACGACGGAGAGCCGUACGCGCUAGACGAGCGGUUGAUCGCGAAGGCGAGGGGGAAGUAA
This is a messenger RNA of Fonsecaea erecta, 1980 nucleotides long. RefSeq lists its product as hypothetical. Bases 1 to 1980 code for a protein of 659 amino acids. The record is from RefSeq and is a predicted model, not a curated record. Gene Ontology annotation, cellular component: U2-type post-mRNA release spliceosomal complex. Gene Ontology annotation, molecular function: nucleic acid binding. The transcript has a single exon. Gene Ontology annotation, biological process: spliceosomal complex disassembly. Lineage: Eukaryota; Fungi; Ascomycota; Eurotiomycetes; Chaetothyriales; Herpotrichiellaceae.